Colletes gigas is the source of this 1149-nucleotide messenger RNA. Its product is annotated as arrestin domain-containing protein 17-like. The transcript is spliced from 7 exons. The record is from RefSeq and is a predicted model, not a curated record. The coding region runs from base 1 to 1149 and encodes 382 amino acids. Gene Ontology annotation, cellular component: cytoplasm. NCBI's taxonomy places the organism in Eukaryota, Metazoa, Arthropoda, Insecta, Hymenoptera, Colletidae. Gene Ontology annotation, biological process: protein transport.
AUGAUGUCGUUGAAGACGUUUCGCGUGGUUCUCGAUCGAUCCCGCGCCACGUACGUAGGUGGUGAAACCGUGGCAGGGAAAAUCAUCUUGGGCAACGCGAAGGAGAAAAGCAUCAAAGGGAUGUACCUCGUAGCCAAUGGAGAGGCCCGUGUACGUUGGACUGAAACGGACACCGACCUGGAUAAUAACAGUUGCGAUAAUACUUACACCAACUCGGAGAAUUACUUCAAGUUCAAGUUCACUAUACUGAAAGCUACUAAUGAUAAUACACGGGUACAAAUCCCUGCGGGAUACCACGAGUACCCGUUCGAGUUUCAGCUACCCCAUAACAUCCCCACGAGCUUCGAGCACAUAUACGGGCACAUAAGAUACACGGUAAAAGCUGCGAUCGACAGACCAUGGAAAUUCAAUCACGAGUGCAAGAUCGCGUUCACUGUGAUCUCGAAUUUGGAUUUGAACGCCUACCAGGAUAAAUGCCUGGGUAUCGACGACGAAGGACGUAAAAAUUUCUACAGAUGCUGCUGCAUAAGCACAGGAUCGUUAAACGUCCGCCUCAAAGUUCCUAGCUCUGGAUACGUUCCUGGAGAGUCGUUGGUCGCGACGAUUAAUUACACGAAUUUGUCGAACAGCGUCGCGAUUACGGGGAUCACCACGAAAUUGGAACAAGAGCUUAAAUUUCACGCGAUCUCCGCCAAAACGAAGCACGAAUACUCCGAGAUAUCGUCCGUCAAAUACACCGGACCCUUUUCCAACAUCGGUCUGAUCAGUUUGGAUUUGCGAAUACCACCGAUACCACCGUCCAAUCUCGAAUACUGCAGAAUCAUAAAUUUGAACUACAAAUUGAAAGUCUUCGUCCAUGUUUCGGGAGCACACUUCAAGUUCGUCAGAAGUUAUCCACUUUUGAUCGGAUCGAUACCGUUAAACUAUUCACCGGAUAAAACAAACACUGAAUCCGGAACUGAAAAAGAACUCUCGAGGAAUGUUCCAAAACCAAUGUCGAUUGGUUUACGACAAAGACUACCUUCGUCCUACGAAGAAUGCGUAUUAGGAGCUGAGAACAUCAAGGAUCACGACGAAUCGAAAUACGUUUUGGGUGCCGACGCUCCCUUUUCGCCUCGAUAUCCUGUUUUCGAUUACAAAGAAACCUAA